ACCUCUUCAACAAAGCACCGUGGGGUUUCCUUUGGAAAGAAUGGCGAUGGACAUCUUAGGUCUCUUGCCAAAGACUCCACGUGGUAAUCGAUAUGUACUCGUGAUAUCAGACUAUUUUACCAAGUGGACUGAGAGCCACGCACUUCCUGAUCAAACCGCUACAACAAUUGCUGAGAAGGUUGUGUCGGAAUUCGGGAGUCGUUUUGGGGUACCACGAAAAAUCCAUAGGGACCAGGGAACAAAUUUCGAAUCCAACGUGAUGGCGUAGAUCUGUGAAUUGUUAGACAUCGAAAAUUAAAGACAAGAACAACACCACUGCACCCACAGUCAGACGGAUAAGUGGAAAGAUUUAAUAGGACUCAGGUGAAGAUGCUGCGACGAAGUUUGCAUCCGGAUCAGAAAGAUUAGGACCUCCACCUGCCAGCCUGCAUGAUGGCUUACAGGUCAUCAGUUCAUGAGAGCACCGGGUUUACACCGAACCAACUCAUGCUUGGGCGUGAAAUAUAGGUCCCACUUGACGUCAUGACAGAGUCCACUCCACAUCAACCAUCCAUCUCGUUUCAGUAUGUGCAAGACCUCCAAAGCGACUUUCACGUGCAUUCGAAGAUGCGAGACUACACCUGAAGGAAUCGGGGAUUCGCCAGAAGCGAAACUAUGAUAGAAGGCUCUCAUGGAAACCAUUACAACCUGGUGAUAGUGUAUGGCUACAUAACAUUCACCGCAGGAAAGGAAGGAAUCCUAAGUUAGACAAUCCACGGGAGGGAACCUUCUUGGUAACUGCGUCCUUAUCAGAUGUCGUAUCGGAUUCAAAGGACACCACGGUCUAACCCUAAGGUCGUGCACGUUGACAGAUUGAAGCCAUAUCUAGGUCCGUCCUUAGAGAACUGGAUACCACAACAAGAGUGAAAGGAGACACCCAAAGGUAAAGCAGAAGGGCAUAAGGAAGGAAUGGUCACCAGAGGAAAAACAUCAAAAGAAGUAUCACGAAAGGAAGCCGCGGAAAGAAUAGCUCGAGCCGAGAUGGCGGAUGAUGGGAUGUGGAAGAAUGGACCUAGCAAAAGGCCAGCACAAGCACGUGGUGGUGAAACACCUGUUGGCCUGACAGGCAAGGAGCCAGUAACAAAGACUGAUGACAGAUCAAGACCGAAGCGAACAAUAAGACCCCCCAAAAGAUUUGUGCCUCCAUCCAUACAAGAAAUAGACAAUCUGACAAUAACUGAGGGGAGUGAUAUGACUUUGACAUGUCAGAUAUCUGGAGACCCUCCACUAGAGCAGUUUUGGAUAAAACCUGAUGGUCAGCGUGCUACCACAAAUGUCUUGACGAUUAAAAACAUUACAAAUGGUGAAGCUGGGGAAUACAGAUGUGAGGCCACUAAUGAUUGUGGGACUGUUUCACGGACAGCAUGUGUUGACGUGCAAUCUAAACUGGACAAGAACUUUUGGCCAAAGUGUAACUGCACAAGUCUUGUUAUGGAUGCACGACCUUUCUUACUUAAGUAUAUUUACGAUAGUAAAGCUCCUUAUGAAGAAGAUAAACCAGCAGCCACCUAUUCCAGCGCAACCAUUAGAUUAAAGUCUGGAGAAGACUGGUCUAUUGAUUGCCCAGUGGAUAUUGGAAACCCCCCUGCAGUCAUCACGUUGUACAAAGGAAAUCAUGCCGAUUGCAAUAAAAUUGCCAUCAACUCGACUUUGAAGGUUCAGAAUGCUUCUUCAAGUGAAGAAGGACGGUAUACCUGUUUUGCGAAAAAUGCACUGGGAAAUACAACUAUCAGUUUGUUACUACUGGUUGGUGAGUUGAAUAGGUUUUAG
Messenger RNA from Stylophora pistillata, 1809 nucleotides. RefSeq names its product tyrosine kinase receptor Cad96Ca-like. Gene Ontology annotation, molecular function: transmembrane receptor protein tyrosine kinase activity; ATP binding. Gene Ontology annotation, biological process: cell surface receptor protein tyrosine kinase signaling pathway; protein phosphorylation; positive regulation of kinase activity. Gene Ontology annotation, cellular component: signaling receptor complex; plasma membrane. The record is from RefSeq and is a predicted model, not a curated record. Lineage: Eukaryota; Metazoa; Cnidaria; Anthozoa; Scleractinia; Pocilloporidae.